AUGGGGUCACAUGGUUCCCCCCACGUCGUCAUGGUGCCUAUUGACCCGGCGGGGCAUUUCAUCCCUUUCCUCCAGUUUGCCAGUAGCUUGGCAGCUGAAGGAAUCACCGUCACCUUCGUAGCCUCCGACAGCCACUUCUCCAAGCUGAUAGUUCGCGGCGAUGGGAGCCCACAUUCAAGCUAUCAUCUCAGGUUCUUGGAGCUCGGAGACGCCUCGAAGCACCUCACGUCCCACGAGCUUCUCGCGGAACGAAAUACGCAAGCUGAAAGAGAGAAAACUGUCAAGCUGCUGAUGGAGCUGAUUACAGAUAUCAGUUCCCCAAACGCACAGCUCUUGAGGGGCGUGCCGACCGCUGCUUUCCCCGUCUGUGUGUUGCAUGACAUGAUGUCGUGUUGGGCUCAAGAAGCAGCCGAGCGGCUACAGAUCGAGAGGCACUUGCUGUACGUCUCGGCCGUAAGUGCUCUUUCGUGUACUUUCCAGUCGGAGCGUCUCGCUCGAGAGGGUCGAGUUCCACUCACUCCAGAAACUCAGAGCGUUCCGAUUGCAGACAUUCCCGGCUUGCCACCACUCCAGCCUCGAGACCUUCCUUCACUGUUCCUAAGUGCCGAAACGUACAAAUGGAUGAAAUACAACGACUACCGAAUGGCCAUGGCGGACGUGGUUUUGACCAACAGCUUCUACGGUCUCGAAAAGCGAGCCAUCGUUGCACUGCAGGAAGAAGUGAUUGGUACUGGUGCUGGCGUGAAGGUCAGCCUCCCUCGGCACCUGCGUCUUUUCAUGUGGGAUACGGCGAAACAUGUGCUUGACAUAGGUCCAAUGCUACCGGAGGCCUACUUUACGGACGACGUGAACCUGCAUUUGGAUGAGGAAACGGACCCUUGCAUUCUUUGGCUUAGCACGCAGAAGCCCUCUUCAGUUCUGUACGUCAGCUUCGGGAGCUUCACCACUCACGGAGCCCCGCAGCUGCUGGAGUUGGCAUCGGAGCUUGAAGCCAGCGGCCAGCCUUUCUUGUGGAUUUUACGGCUUCCCGAUUCGUUGCCUGCUCACGAAGCCACCGAGGCAUCGACCUCGCUGGCGGAAUACCUGCCCCCAGGUGAAUGUUUUGUACCGUCCGUUGCAAGCGUCGAGUCACACCUAUGCUUGGAAUCAGGAUUUGAAGAGAGGACGAAGAGGAGAGGUAUGUGCUACUCCAGAUGGGCGCCGCAGCUGCGAAUACUGAGGCAUGUUGCAACCGGGGUUUUCCCAACCCACUGCGGCUGGAACUCCACUCUGGAAAGCGUGUGUGCAGGCGUCCCAAUGCUUACGUGGCCCUUAUGGGCAGACCAAAACCUCAACAACAGGUUAGUCGCUGAGAUCCGAUGUCUCACGCAUGUCCUACUUUCGGGUCACUCUUCGUAACCGCCAGGUCUGCGAGGAUCCAGCAAUCACAGUACGGGAACCCCCACCUGCAAACACAUGCAGGACUGAUGCUCUGACGCCGUGGCAUGACCGCAGAUUCUUG
Molecule: messenger RNA, 1501 nt
Organism: Physcomitrium patens
Lineage: Eukaryota; Viridiplantae; Streptophyta; Bryopsida; Funariales; Funariaceae
Source: RefSeq, a predicted model, not a curated record